This is a messenger RNA of Porites lobata, 9166 nucleotides long. Lineage: Eukaryota; Metazoa; Cnidaria; Anthozoa; Scleractinia; Poritidae. The record is from the annotation of a GenBank genome assembly.
AUGGCCGAUGAAGGAGAAACAAAUCUUCUUCUUUACAGAAUAUCUAACGAAAUGAGGGCUUACGACCUUCAAAAUUUAAAGCAUUUAUGCCAUGGACAAAUACCCCUCGGGGAACUUGAAAAAGCUCAAACUUCGAACGACUUAUUUCGACUUAUGUCACAUAAGCGGCUGAUUAAACCAGGGAAUCUGAGCGCCUUAGUGAAAAUGCUGACUAGGAUUGGAAGAGCUGAUUUAGCUGCGAAAAUCAACACGAGUGGAGAUGCUACUAUGCAAACCGAGAGUGCGAUGGCGCCUGUUGUAACAAGUGGUCCAAUGCAAGGGAGUUACAAGGUUUUCUUGAUGAAGCUUUCUGAUGAAUUGACGAAGGACAACGUCGAAUCGCUGAAAUUUGUAGCUAAUCUACCGGGUAUGUAUCUUCAAACAGGGCGUGCUUGCUUAUAGAAAGCUCUCUAUCCAACGACCAAGAAAAAAUAGUGAUUUGAAUAGCCUGAAAAUAUGAUCGUUCAGACUGUUCACUUGUACAUGGAGUUGCAUUAACUGAUAGCGAAACAGAUCUGUUGGUCACUCCAUUGAAAAUAGGAGUCAUUCUAACCCCAGCAUGUUUAGUCGCUAAAAUGGAUAAUCGAUAGUUUUCAGUAAAAAAUCUAUUACAAUCAAUUGAUCAAUUCUCAAUUGAUUGUAUUGGAAAUCAGUAAAAGUCGACAUAAGGGUCUGAUUUCAGUAAUUGAUAGUUAUCGAUUUUGUCGAAAAAUAUUGGUUUUAUCGACAUAUAACAUCAAAAAAAAUAUUUAACAGAAUGCAAAAGCAACACGAAACAACUUCCUUCGACCAUUUGUCUAAAUCAAAGGGUACCUAUGGCUAUCUCAUGGGUUAAUUAUUUUAGAAAUGAUAGCUGAUAAUGAUCUUGCAAUAACUACCCAGGGGCGUAGCGUGAGAUUUUGAAGACGUACGCACUGGAAGAAAAGUUAGAGCGUCAAAGGCGCUCCAAACAAAAGGGGGCCUGGAGUUAUACUCUCCUUUUUAAUUUUACAAUCUGGGAAAUGCCAUUUCCUGCAUUAAUUGCAGGACAUUUUAGAGAAAUAAAUACAAAGGAAAAUGUUGUGACGGGGCAGGGCAUACUUUUCUCGUGUUUCACUCCGCUACAACGUUUCUUGCCGUUUGUUUUUGGAAUAACAAAAGGAUAAAGGAGACACUAGCACAAAGACACCAAUAUAAUUCGAAAAAGUCUUCCCGAUUAAAUGAUAAAAUGCGUCUCGAUUUCAGCUGUACGGACGUACGUAUGUGCGUAUAUGGACGCUACGCUCCUGCUACUGGUAUAAUUUAAGUGUGUCAAAAAAGGAAAAAUGUGUCUAAAAAACUAAACCAAGAAAACAAAAACAAAACGACCAAAAAAAAGACAAAAGUUUCUUCUGGCUGGAGUCGAACCCCAGACCAUUUAAGUGUAAGGUCAUCAUCACAUCAUCUAUUGUGCUACUACACCAAGCAUUGAUCAGUGAUGUUGAAUUAACAAUGUUGAACGUUUUUGCCCAUGAAAUUCUGCCAGUGGACACUGUGUGAAGCUGGUAGGCUUUAUUUGUGAAGAAUUGAAAGAUGUAUUCAAGGAAAAUAAACAGGGUUUUGACGGUAAAAGCCAUACUUAAACUCAUUUCAUUGAAAAACAUAUGGCCGACAAAGUGAUAUUAAAUGCAUCGCAAAACUGUUGCAAAGUCUAUAGGGUACUAAAGUGAUGAUGUCAUGAAAAUGAAAUUUCUGAAAUUAUGGGAUUUGUCGGGAUAUUCUGAAAGAACAAUGUCCAAGAGGCUUACUUACCAAAAAUGAGCAUUUUGGGGCAAAUUGUCUCCGAGAUGUUAGCUGGUUAAACUCAGAAAACUCCAUACAAACCCUUCUAAUUUUUUGGGGGUCAACCCAAAAAAAUUUAGAAGGGUUUGUAUGGAGUUUUCUGAGUGCCCCGAAAUGCUCAUUUUUGGCAAGUAGGCCUCUUGGACAUUGUUCAUUCAGAAUAUCCUGACAAAUCCCAUGAUUUUAGAAAUUUCAUUUUUAUGACGUCACACUUCAGUACUCUAUUGCUGAUGCUGUUGUACAGCUUGCAAUUCUCUGCAUUUACGUACAUGAGUAGAAUCAAUUAUGAUUCAGCAACAGUAGACAUUUCGGUUUUCAUUCAACAAAGAAAGAUUUCACUUCAGAAUGAUAAUUCCCUAAAAACCAUGAGAUUGGGAGUCUUGUUGUGAGAAGAAAUAAAAAAAAUUGUGCCACUCACGGUAGAAUCAUGAACUUGGAGUUGAGGAGCAAUUGCUGAUCUCUUCAUCAUGUUUAUCGCCUGGACGAGUAAAAAAGCUUCAAGACUUCAUGAAAUUCUGUCUUCAAGUUAGCCAUAACGCUAAUUUAAAACAUUCGAAGUCCACAUGAAGACAACUUACCAUCCUAUGAAAGUUACAAAAGCAUAACAUCGAAAGCUCUGGGCACAAUACAUGCUCAGCACUUCUUUAUUGUGGGGACGUUCAAGAACGAUUGAUUAACGACAAUUGUUGUUUUGAUAUCGGGAAUUCUCGUGUGAGCUGACUAAUUAAGAAAGUGUCUACACCCGAGUGACAAAUUUGCAUAUCGCAGUGCCCUCUAUAACUCGUUUCUUACGCUAUGCCUUUUCCACGAGUUAAAAAAAACUGUUUUAUUUUAUAGUAUUGUUUAAAAAUUUUAAUAAUGAUAAAUCAAUGUAGAGAUUUACUUAAGUAAUUAAAUACAGUGAAACCUCUAUUAAGCAGACACCUUCAGGACCUUCCCAAGUGUCCACUUGAUCUAGGUUGUCCGCUUAAUAGAGGUUUGUAAAAAUUGCGCAAUGUUUGUUAACAAUUUAUAUUCAACAAUUACUCGGUGCUGUGAUAAAGUUCCAUUUUGUUAAGGAAGCUAUCCAGAGUCCAAGUUCAUUACCUUUCUUUACCAACUUUAAUUUGUUUGUAAAUGCAAGAACAUUAAAUGAUCACAUUCCGUAUUUCAAGGAUGUAAUCCAAUACUACUAUUGUAAAAUCAGUCCGGUGUCUGCUUAAUAGAGGUUUUUAACAAUAGAAAUUAGUCAAAUGUGAUUUAUUUUAGUGUCCGCGUCUGCUUAACAGAGGUGUCCGCUCAAUAGGGGUUCGUUAUAAAGGGAAACAUAAGAAGCUAAUUUUGGGACCCAGCUUAGUGUCCGCUUAAUAGACAGGGCUUCUGAUAGGUCGCGGAAAAAGAGUCAAAUUUUGCGGGAUUUUUAGGGAGAAAAUCACGGAAAAAUCGGCCGAUUUCGCGGGAAUUUUCGGGGCAAACUUGGCCGGAAAGCAAUCGGUAAAAAAACAGCGGUUUUUGUGGUUAUUUUCAAGGCAAAUUUCACCAGAAAUCGAUUGCUUUUGCGCUGAUCAGACAGCGUUUUUAAUGUUUUUCUAAUAGAGGUCAUCAUUUGCUCUUUCAACAACAAUACGCUUCAGAAAUGAAGCAAAGGGUUUAACAUCAUGGCUAGUGCCCAGUUUUUGGCAACAUAAUCUACACCUGGUUGUUUCGGAACAUUGUUUGCACAUUUCAUUGACGAAGUUUUGACAUAAAUUUGCAAGUUUACGGCAACAAAAUACCCUUAGUGGCUGAGGCAAGUUUCAAAAUUGCUUUACAGACAGGUAUUUGAUAAGAUUUCUACCAAAUUUCGCGGUAUUUUUUAUUUUUGUGAAUUUUGCGGGAUUUCAUGGAUUUACCUGAAUUUUGCAGCUCCGUGACCGCGCAAAAUAUCAGAAGCCCUGAAUAGAGGGUGUCCGCUGAAUUGGGGGUCUGCUUAAUAGAGGUUUCACUGUACUGAGGUCUUGCAAACAUGGACACUGAACUUAAUCCACUUUCAAGUACGUUGGUUGAACUCUCUAGGUUUCAAUGUUCUGAGCGGUGCUUUAUGUCAGUCUAUUCUAAAACUAUUGUUAAAUCUGAUAAAACUGAUAGAAUCGAUAAACUUAGAACUUCAAGGCAUGUAAGUAUCAAUAUAUUUCUUUUGAUUGAUCAAUAACAUUGAUGCCAAUUGAUCGAUAGUUAUCGAUUUACUGAUUGGUUUUCCGAUAUUAGCUUUUAUCAAUUGAACAUGCAGGGUCUGUUUAAUUAAACGUGAAAAAAUUAUUAUGUUCAAUUCCUAUGACAGGAAUGACCUCAUUCUCUUCCAAGAACAGUUAUACAUAAUGGCUAAAGUAUUUUUCAAAUUGAAACAAACAGUGAGCGAAGCUCGUGUCAACUCACAAGUAUUGGUGCUUACGAAGACUUCAGCAAUAAUAAUAAUAAUAAUAAUAAUAAUAAUAGUAAUAAUAAGGUGAAAAAUAGCAUUUAAAUAUAAUCUAAUGCACAAUCUUGGCUUAGUUGUUACUGUAAUUACCAAAACAUUUAGUAAAAUGAUAGUCAAUGGUUCUCCUACUUGGUUAUUUACACUGUUUAUGUUUUACUGCAACAUAAACACUGUUUAUUUUUUUUUUGUUCUAGUACUAUUUAUUUAGCUUUAAAAAAUGGUUUCAAUCUAGUUUGAAUUCUGGCCCGGGAGCAAGCUAAGCUCUUCCAUUCUUCAAACCACCCUAAUUAUUUAUCUUGAAUAAUUAGGGCUGGAAGUCAAAGGAAAUUGAUGACAUUAUUCAUAAUCUUGGGUAAUUGGAUGUAGGAGGCAAAGGAAACUGAGAAUCAAACUAGGCUGAAACCACCUGACUUCAAAUUUCAUUUUAAACUACAACAUGUAUUUAAUUUUUUGCAGAUGGAGUUGAUGAAAAAGUUCAGAAUGGAAAAGAUCUGUUUAAACAUUUGAUUCAAGUUGGAACUCUUGGAUCAAACAAUCUGAACCAUCUGGCAGAUAUGCUCCAGGAAAUUCAUCGCAGAGAUUUAGCAGAGAAAGUCAGAAAAUUUCAAGCAGAUGGUAAAUUACCAAUAUUUAAAUACAUGAAAAAACAUCUAUUUAAUAGAUUUUGAACAUUGACCCAUUUGUCCCUGGAGAUUUUCUCAACUCUGUUUUACAUACAUACAUACAUACAUACCUACAUACGUCAUUCAUACAUACUUUAUUUUUACCUUGCCAAAGGGGCUUUUCAGGAACAAUGAUUAUGUUACAUUAUUUAUAAUAACUAAUUACAACACUUAAUCUAAUACUAAUUACAAGGUUAGCUAAUUACUAAUUACAAUGUUUUAAAUUUAACUAAGAAGUACAGCAAGUAUUUAUUUGGUCAGUAUCUGGCUUAAAGAGCAAAAAACAACAAAAAUGUUGUUUACAAGUUUACGAACACUACAUUGGCUUUUGUUGCUGAUGCCAAAGUUUAACAUUCCAAGUUUAGGCAUGCACAGAGGGCAAAAUAACUAUUGAAGGUAGCUUUGAAGAAAAAGAGGACACUGCCCAUUUGCACCUACCCUAUGAUCUUGUUGAUUUGAUGACUUUGUUUUAUUCUGUUAGAUCUUUGAUAUAUGGAAAUUAUUAUUUUUUGUUUCUUUAUGAAUUUAGGGGGUGUAACUAGUGCAAGUGGUAUCACGCAACCCCCUGUAAUGAACAGACCAGUACAAUCACAGCUUCCCAGAUCCAGAUCAGUAACGGGAAAGCAGCCAGUUACGCAUGAGUCUGGAGCACCAAAUAUUCCUUUGCUAUCUCCAGCUGCAUUUACCAAACCUCGACCUGAAAAUUCUGAGCCACGCUUCCCUGUCCAAGCAAUGCCAAAUCAAGCAGAUCUAGUUGAGCAAUUGCAGGGGUUUGGAGUCGACGAGGUGGAGGCAAUGCCUUCCUAUCCCAUGACACAGCGUCCACGUGGAAUUGCUCUGAUCAUAAGCAAUGAGCACUUUGUGGAGAAUCCAUACUUGCGGGACAGGCAAGGAAAUGAGCAAGAUGUUCAGCACCUUCAAGAGCUCUGGCAGUUUUUAAAUUUUGAAGUGAUUUUACAACGGGAUCUUGAGUCACAAGAGGUGUACAAUGUUCUGAGAGAAAUUUCAGCCAAAGAUCACAGUCAAUAUGACUGUUUUGUUUGUUGCCUUCUCAGUCAUGGCGAAAAUGGUGGAAUUUUUGGUACAGACUGUGAGCUUGUCGAAAUUCAAGAUAUAACGGCCCUUUUUAAGGGAGUCGCAUGCCCUUCCCUUGCCAGUAAACCCAAGCUGUUCUUUAUCCAAGCUUGCAGAGGCAGGAAUUUUGAUAAAGGGGCACAGUUACAGGCUGAUGCAGCAGAAAUAAGCUCUGAGGAGGCAAUGCGGCAUAAUGCUGAACCCAAUGAAAGUCACUUCCUCCUUGGCUAUGCCACACCUCCAGGUAUUUUGUUUAGAAUUUUAUUACUCUGACAAGAACUAAAAGAAUCAUUGAAUGCCAAAUAAGUUUUCAAAAUGCUUGUUUUGUUUGUGUGUGUGUGUGUGUGACCAAUCAUAUUUGAGAAACGAAAAAAACUGAAAAGAAUUUUUCUGCAAAUAGAUUGCACAGUGUACACUGGUCUAAACAACUGCUCUAAAAAGGUAUAAUGCACCUCAUUCCAAAUUGGUGACAAAACUACUCUCUUACUUUACUGCAAGGAUCAAAUCCACUUUUAUAAUACAGUCAAACCUGUAUGAAGCAGUCUCUUUUUUGGAAUGGCUUACUGACCGCUUAAUCGAGGUUGACUGUGAAAGGUUUGAACCCAGGAGUCAUUUCAAAAGUAGGUUGAGUUUGAUCGCCCGGGUGAACAUAGUCCUGAAUAGGACUGUUGUUGUCGACAGUGACUGACAUUUCGACAACCUGUGUGGUAGUCAUCUUCAGAGUCAAAGUGGGUUGUAUCACGUCAGUUGAUCAUUGGUAUUAUACUCUGGUUGUUGAUCUGAUUGGUUGACUAUUUAAAGAGCAAAAUAUCUGUCCCACGACAAAUUGACCCCUACCUGUUUCUACCUCUUCUUGGGCGAAAAGAAAAAGGUUAAAGACCACUUGACACACAGGCAGCCCAAACUCAUUACAUGAACGCGGACGUGACUCUUGCUUGCGAGCGGUGUUGUGUUACAAACGGUUAUUUACAAAGGCUUCUAUGGGAUCGAUCGGUUUUUCUUUCGACUUACCUUAUUGCCUUGUUUGUAUUCUUUGUUGUUUGCCCGCGUCUCCAGCCGUUUUGAAGCGUUUUCGGCGAGUUAGCGCUAUUUUGGUGUCCCAACCCAUACAAGCCUUUAUAAAUAACCGUUUGUAACACAACACCGCUCGCAAGCAAGAGUCACGUCCGCGUUCAUGUAAUGAGUUUGGGCGGCCUGUGCUUGACAUCAUACGCAGUGUGACCUGUUGCACUAGCAUGGUACGUUCUCUCAAAGUGACUGUUUAAUAGAGAUGAAGACAAUAAAAAAUAAGUCGUUGGGACCUCGGAAAAGGUGACUGUGACUACCAAAUAAAGGUGACUGCUUAAUACAGGUCAGUUUUACAGUAAUUAAGGGAAAUGAUUUCCAGGACUUUGGUAAGUGACCACUUAAAAGAGGGUGACUGCUUCAUAGAGGUCUGACUGUACUACUUUCUUUUUAUAUUAAUUUAUGAUGGACCCUAGCCUGCAAAUACAGUUGUUUCUCCUUUCUCCUCACUGCUCGCGACAUUCCGCGGUAGAGAGGUCUGCUAAUUCAGCCCCAAAAACGCCAUACUGAUAACGUAGAUUUCUCAGGAAUCUGGUCAAAGAGUGCUGAUUAGUCGACAGUAAUUGUAUUCUUUUAGCUAUUGUUUAUGAAGGACAAGCAAAAGACAAAAGGUCAAAUGUAAAUGCCAUGAACUACUGAAAAACAGUCAUAACUGAAAAAGUCACUUGAAGUGAUCACUGCAUUCAGGGCCAAUUAUCAUGAAGACAAAACAAUAAAAUUGGCCAUUUUGGAAUAAGGUGUAUAUACUGCCAUACUAUGAAUAGUGUUGCAGCCAUAAACAUCAUUACCUGUAUACACUUUUACAGUCAUGGAGAGAAACACUGGAAAGUUGAUUUUUAUGUCUCAUCUCAGGUUAUGUCAGCUGGCGAAGCCAAGUUCAUGGCUCCUGGUAUAUUUCUAAGCUAUGUGAAGUUUUCAGAAAGUACUGCGAGAGAUAUGACGUGACAUCCAUGAUGGUAAAAGUUAACGAUGAGGUGUCUGAGGCCUAUACAAGAGCUGGAUAUAAGCAGUGCCCAGCCCCAGUUGUUACACUAAGACGACGCAUCUACUUUAAUAAUAACUGAAGGACAUACUCAGUGGGUAAAAGUGCUGUUCCUAUAAACUAGCCAGAAUUUCUUAGAAGUUAGAACUCAAGCUGUGAGCAUGAGCGUCACUUGUACUGUGAAACGUAGAAAACUGUGAACACUUUAUUACUAUUUGUGAGAUGUUAUGGUGUUGACAGGUAAAUGUCAAUUAUUAGCUUGUGUGAAGAUGUCUCCAUUUCCUUUGUUUCACAAGGAAAAGGAACAUCUGCGCAAUGCUGUCUCUUUUCCAUAUGCAGCAAAGACAACAGGGAAUUCUGUGCGGAGGCUAGCCAAUUGUAGGCAUGAGAAAACUAAGCCUAUGUUCACAUUGUACCGAAUAACUUUUACAUUGGCACGAAAACCAUACCGGAUAGGUCUUCCAUUCAUACAUAAGAAUUAUUUAAUUUGGCCUGAUUUCUGUAACAGAGUGAAGCUGUGUCUUGCCAAUUUCUUAGGGUCUGUUAACAUAGAGGUGGGGGACCCCAGGUAGGUCAGGUAACCUUCCUGUCCAUAUGAUCUCUCAUAGUAAUUUGAUCACUUUUACAUGAUAAGUGGGGUGACCUGCUGCAGGUUACCUCACAUACCUGGGGUCUCCCACCUCCAUGUAAGCAGGCCCUAAAGCAGAGAGUCACUUAUUGAAAAGGUGUUCAUACUUUACCAGAGAGCUUUUUGGGUCGGCAGCAAAAAGCUGUCUGGUAUGGUGUGAAUACAGCCUAAACUCAUACAGAUGUAUUGUGGCUUGCUUGUGUGUCCUGAUCUUUGUUAUGAUUGCUAACACAUCACAAUAAACUUUGCUGAAAAAUUUAUAUUCAAUUGAAGGACUAGAAUUUAAGUAGAAAAUAGGCAGAAAGUUAGAAUACAGAGUAACUGAAUUAAAGGACAAUUGUCAUUAAUAGGAAUAUUUGUAAACAUGAUUUUCUUUGGAGUCAACAGGGGUAAGAGUUAUUGCAACAUUUGUAGCCUGUGAGAAAGAUCUCUGGAGGGGCUGUUAGCAUGGGUAGCAGGUCCUUGGAAGUAAUGGGUGC